AUGGCAACCUCUGCGUUUAAAUCCACGACAAAGAGAACACCAAUCGGAAACGACAAGUCAUCUGCCUCUGCUCACCGGCGGUCUCGGAGUCUCAGCCGGUUCUCCCGGCCGAUUCCUUCCGACGACUUCUCCUAUGAUGCUCCCGCGCCGUCGAGAGGGAGGUUCGUGAACAUGGAGAGAGGAUCGGGAGUUCCGGAUAUAAGUCUCGACGAUCUCGCUAUUCAGUUGUUCGGUUCAGGUGAUCGAGGGCGGUCGGGUUUUAGAAGUGGUGACGUCAGUGAUGGGGAGAGAGUUGUGGGUGGGUCCCAGAGGAGAGGGAGGUCUGUGUCGAGGCAAGGCAGUGAAAUCAAUAAUAACAGUAAGAGUUACAGUGGUGGUAGUGGGAAGGUGAAUUCGGAUGGUAAUAAUUCGAGGAGGAAACGGUCUGUUUCUGUGGUUAGGGAUCAUUUUGGUAAAAGAAAGAGUGAUCUAGAUCAUUCUCAGAAUUCAAGAAAUCAUGGUAAUUCGAGGCGUCUAAGUAAUGGAAACAGCCAGGCCCCUUUAUCAAGUAAGACAUUAGCUUCAAAUCAUAGACCUGGACUGAGAAGGUCUCUUAGCCAGAAAGAUUUGAAGUAUCACGACGGCUACUCUAGCCAUUCGUCUAGCCUAACUGAUGAUGAAGGAAGGGAUACUUGUUCCAAUAAAAAUGGGUUCGAGGGAACAAUACGAACAGUUUAUGCACAGAAGAAGGCAGAGCAUCCCACUGGCGAUGACUUGAAUAGCGGGCUGUAUGAAGCAAUGAGAAAAGAACUUAGGCAUGCAAUAGAAGAGAUCAGGAUGGAACUUGAACAGUCUAUGGGGAAAACAAACACAGACUGCUCACAAUCUGGAAAAUCUGAUGUUUUUCAGGCUGGUUCUACUAUCAGAAGGAAUCAUGCAACAAAAUUGGAACAUUCUGAGAAGCGUAAACAAGACUUAUUAGCAAAACUUCUGUUGGAGGAGCAGCAUGGUAGAGAUAUCUCGAAGAUUGUAAAAGAAUUGCUUUCUGAUCCAAAGAACACUGUUGUUGAAAAGCCAUUGCGAGCCAGAAAGAGGAGUAAUGACAGAAGUAGGAUGUCUAAACGGUUGACUGAAGAGGCAGAGAAAUACUUUGAGGACUUCAUUUUGAAUGUUGAAGAUACAGAUAUUUCAUCUUUGGAUGGGGAAAGGAGUGAUACUAGUUCAACUUUAGGAGGAAUAACAAAGACAGAAACUUUUCAAAGCCCCGUGAUAUCCAAGCCUUAUCCUGUAGAAAUGGAUGGGGUUGUGCUGCCCUGGUUACAAUGGGAAACUUCUAAUGAUGCUUCUUCUCUGGCGUUAAAAAAUAAGGAGCUAACUUCGACUCCAAAAAACAAUUUAUGGGAUGCAGCUCAGGAAGCAACCCCUUCUCAAGUUUUAGGCAUGCCCUCCAUCAGUAGUCAUGGAAGCUGGAGCCCAGGACUUACAGAUGGUCAUUCAACAAAUAUUAGUGAACUUAAAGGGAGGAAAUUUGGAGAAGUUGAAAGCUACAAAAGCCGAAUUUCAUUUGGGGGAACAAGGUCACAGUUUGAUGUUGAUGAAUAUCUUAAGCGUCCAAGUGAUGAAGAUUUUCUCUUAGAAAGAUGGAAGCAACAACAGAGAAUUCAUUCAGCUCUCGCUUAA
This is a messenger RNA of Dovyalis caffra, 1659 nucleotides long. Lineage: Eukaryota; Viridiplantae; Streptophyta; Magnoliopsida; Malpighiales; Salicaceae. The record is from the annotation of a GenBank genome assembly.